Molecule: messenger RNA, 1176 nt
Organism: Lottia gigantea (owl limpet)
Lineage: Eukaryota; Metazoa; Mollusca; Gastropoda; Lottiidae
Exons: 1
Coding region: 1-1176 (391 amino acids)
Biological process (GO): protein O-linked glycosylation via N-acetylgalactosamine
Molecular function (GO): UDP-xylosyltransferase activity
Source: RefSeq, a predicted model, not a curated record
AUGCUCUUUAAGUUUGGAGUGACAGUAAUAGUGUUGGUAGCUAUUGUCAUAUAUUUUGUUGGAAAUAAAGAUAAUGGACAAGUUGAUGAUGUGAUUCUACAGUUGAAGGACAAAGUCAAAGAAGAAAGAGGUGCAAAGAAUUAUGGUCCUGAUCUGUCCAAGGAAAUACAUGAAAAUUCUAAAGAUGGUGAAGCAUCAAAACUCAAAGUAAUUCCAGGACAUAAAUAUAAAAAGAAUGCAAUUCAUUUAUGUGUUGUUGCAUGUGGUGAUCGAUUUCCAGAGAUAUCGGUCCUUUUAAAAUCAGCUGUAAUACUCACCUCAACUCCUUUAGUUUUUCAUAUUUUUGCUGAAAAAGAAUUGCAACAGAAUUUUAAAGAUCAUUUAGAGUUUUGGCCGCAUAAAUUCCGCUCGCAAAUCGAUUACUUUAUAUAUGAUUUACAGUUUCCAAAUGAUGGUAAUGGCCAGAAGUGGAAAGAAUUAUUUAAACCAUGUGCCUCUCAACGUCUGUUUGUUCCUCAAAUUUUAACUGAUGUUGAUUCACUGAUAUAUGUAGAUAGUGAUGUUUUAUUUAUUUCAUCUAUUGACCAACUUUAUCAUCAUUUUACCUUAUUUAAUUCAACACAACUAGCAGGUUUUACUUUAGAAAGUGAAGAUUUAGCUACUGGAUGGUAUAAUCGUUUUGCACGUCAUCCAUAUUACGGUGUUGUUGGGGUUAACUCUGGUGUCAUGUUGAUGAAUUUAACACGAUUAAGACAAUCUCAAUUUUUAUCGUCUGUGAAAAGAUAUUACGAUGAGUAUCAUCUAAAAUUAACAUGGGGCGACCAAGAUCUCAUUAAUAUUUAUUUUCAUUAUUUUCCUCAUCAAAUUUUUAUUUUGUCAUGUGAAUAUAAUUAUCGUGCUGAUCACUGUAUGUAUAUGAGUGUUUGUAAGAAGUCAGAAGAAGAUGGCGUCAAGUUGUUACAUGGCAGCAGAAGGAUAUUCUUCAAUGAAAAACAACCAGCAUUUAAAGCUGUAUACACUGCAUUAAAAGACCAUCUUUUUUCAUCAAGUGUUAGAUAUCAACUUGUAACUAAAAUAAAAAGAUUAUUAAAAGAUACAGAACAUACUAGUUGUGGUAAAUUGGGCUCUAAUAAAGAUAUCUUUACAAAACAAUUGGAAUUGAAUGAAGUGUCGUAA